AUGAGGAGCAGCAGCAGCAGCAGCAGCAGCAUGAAGCCAGCAGUCCUCUGGGUCCUCCUCCUCCUCCUCCUCCUGGGGGAUGGGGAGGCCUCAGACUACGGGGAGGAGAAGAAAGGGAAGGCUGGCUACUGCAUCGCCACUCCCAACGGGCUGUAUAACCCGCCCUGCACGGUGGACUGCGAAGCAGACAGCGAGUGUCCAAGGGAACAGAAGUGCUGCGAAUUCGCCUGCAGGUUCUCCUGCCUGCCCCCCAGCAGAGACAAGCCUGGCCUCUGCCCAGCUCCGCUCGUGAAGAAGCUGCAGGUGCCCGUCCAGUGUGCCACUGAGUGCAAGCAGGACGCAGAUUGCAGUGGGGCGCAGAAGUGCUGUGAGACGGGAUGCGGCCAGAGCUGCAGGAUGCCCCUUGAAGAGAAACCCGGGACGUGCCCCAGGAAGCAGCGGCAGAAGGGGGCAGAACCAUGUGCCGACACCUGCGUGCACGACAACGACUGCCUCAGCACAGAGAAGUGCUGCUUCACGGGCUCCGCCAUGGAGUGCAUCAACAUCCAGCAUGAUCGCUGGGCAGGGCCCUGA
Hemicordylus capensis (graceful crag lizard) is the source of this 573-nucleotide messenger RNA. It is a transcript of the gene WFDC3, whose product is annotated as WAP four-disulfide core domain 3. NCBI's taxonomy places the organism in Eukaryota, Metazoa, Chordata, Lepidosauria, Squamata, Cordylidae. Gene Ontology annotation, biological process: antibacterial humoral response; innate immune response. Gene Ontology annotation, molecular function: peptidase inhibitor activity. The transcript has 4 exons. Bases 1 to 573 code for a protein of 190 amino acids. The record is from RefSeq and is a predicted model, not a curated record. Gene Ontology annotation, cellular component: extracellular region.